AGAUUGAUGAAAUAUUUAUCAGAACAUGUCCGACAUCCAUCGAAGGUCACGAUAACCUCAAAGUGGAAGGCGUUGUUCCGCUCGUAAAUUUUAGAAAGGAGAACAAGUUUAUUCGUUCUUUGCGAGUGCUCCUUCUAACAAAUCGAUAGCGGUUACAAAAAUGGCGUACGCCGGAAGAGUUUUGAUUUACGGCGGCAGAGGAGCGCUGGGCGCUAAAUGUGUGUCCCAUUUUAAAGCGAACAGUUUCUGGGUGGGCAGCAUCGACUUGGCUGAAAAUCCGGAAGCAAACUGUAACAUCGUCGUUGACAAAAAUGAAAGUUUCGCGGGACAGGAGACUUCUAUAAUAGCAGCAGUCGGAGAAGCGCUAAAGGAUGAGAGAUUGGACGGUAUUUUUUGUGUAGCCGGUGGUUGGGCUGGAGGUAACGCUAAGAAAGACCUUUGCAAGAAUUCCGAGCUCAUGUGGCAGCAGAGCGUGUGCAGUUCGCUGAUCGCAGCCUCCUUGGCAGCCAAAUAUUUGAACGAAUCUGGCGUCCUGCAACUAACCGGAGCGAAAGCCGCACUCGAACCGACCCCCGGGAUGAUAGGGUACGGUCUGGCGAAAAGUGCAGUGCACCACUUGACCAAAUCUCUUGCGGAUAAAAGCGGAGGGCUUCCGGAAAAUUCGGUGGUGCUGGCAAUUCUACCCGUAACGCUAGAUACGCCCAUGAACAGAAAGUGGAUGCCCGAUGCGGACCGUUCGACUUGGACCCCGUUGGAGUUUGUCGCGGAUCUUUUUGUCAAGUGGGCAAAGAGGGAAGGAAGGCCCGAAUCAGGAACGUUGUUACAGCUCGUCACGAAGGAAUCUCGAACUAGUGUUACCGCUGCAUAAUACAUUCCCUACUUGGCCAAUGGAGCUCGUAUCCUAACCUAACUUACCGAAUUUAUACGACAACGGCUCUCUCUGACCAAAUUUUGUGAUUUAUCACAUAUGUGUUAAUAAAUACACAAAAAGUUACGAAUAUAUUUUUGUUUUGUUGUUUAUUAUAUACAAAUAUAUAAUUGCAUUAUCGAUUA
Molecule: messenger RNA, 1053 nt
Organism: Cylas formicarius (sweet potato weevil)
Lineage: Eukaryota; Metazoa; Arthropoda; Insecta; Coleoptera; Brentidae
Product: dihydropteridine reductase
Exons: 1
Coding region: 161-868 (235 amino acids)
Biological process (GO): tetrahydrobiopterin biosynthetic process; L-phenylalanine catabolic process
Cellular component (GO): cytoplasm
Molecular function (GO): NADH binding; NADPH binding; 6,7-dihydropteridine reductase activity
Source: RefSeq, a predicted model, not a curated record